GUCGCCUAGCGGGGAGGAAGCUGGAGCUGGUCAGUUAGGGAAACUGUGAUCGUUCCCCUUGGAGCUUUCUCUACCGCCUACUCCCCCUUCCCCCAAUUGGGAGACCCAAGACUCAACCUCAUCCCUCUCUAUCUCCUCCUCCCCUUCCACGACAAGUCCCCAGCCCCUCCAGCUUGGGCGCACAGCUACAACACGCCAGCGCUCACUCCCCUCCACCAACCUGGAGUGACGCAGGCAGAGACUACUUAAGGGAGGAUUAGAGGCGGCAAGACGCGGAUUCCCAGUCUGCUCCGCUCUGUGCAGUCCAGGUCGCGAUCCCGGCCCGGCUUCCAAGGCUAGAAGUAAGGCAGCAGCGAACACUCUUUAAGGCUGCAAGACAAGAGGUGGGCUGUCCUGGGACAGGGACGAGGCAGUAUCCUUGGUUCCCCCCCAACCCACCCGACUGGGAAACAAGAGUGAGAGAUCUCUUUCCAGCUAACAGCAGCCUAGUGACCAGUACAUUCUCCCAGUCGCCCCCACCCCCUGCCUGGACAGAAGCCACACAGGGAAUCUUCCCCAAGCUGGACAGCAACUGACCGGUUGGUGCUUUGAUCCCUGGACUGCACCAGCUGCUACCCCACGUCUCUGGACUCGCUUGGAUUUCCCCCCCAUCUUUUACCGGAAAAAGAAAAUAAAGGGUGGGAGGGGGAAGAGUAGUGGGUUAGUUUUAUUUUGCAUUUAUUUUUGGUCUUUAGCCCCCUGUUGUCGGGUGGUGACUGGGGAGGGGGCCAGGAGCAGGGACGUGCCCAGAGCUGCCCAGUCUUUGUCUGCUGCCUCCGAAUGCACAGCGAUGGGGGAAUGGACCAUCUUAGAGAGGCUGCUGGAAGCCGCCGUACAGCAACAUUCCACUAUGAUUGGGAGGAUCCUGCUGACAGUGGUGGUGAUCUUCCGGAUCCUUAUCGUGGCCAUAGUGGGUGAGACAGUGUAUGAUGAUGAGCAGACCAUGUUUGUAUGCAAUACCCUGCAGCCAGGCUGCAACCAAGCCUGCUAUGACCGAGCUUUCCCUAUCUCUCAUAUCCGCUACUGGGUCUUCCAAAUCAUCAUGGUGUGCACUCCUAGCCUCUGCUUCAUCACCUACUCAGUUCAUCAAUCUGCCAAGCAGAGGGAACGCCGUUAUUCUACUGUCUUCCUCGCCCUGGACAGGGACCCUCCUGAAUCGAUUGGGGGUCCUGGAGGAGCCGGGGGUGGGAGCAGUGGUGGGGGCAAGCGGGAAGACAAUAAGAAGCUGCAAAAUGCCAUUGUAAAUGGAGUACUACAAAAUACAGAGAAUACUAGCAAGGAGACUGAGCCAGACUGUCUAGAGGUUAAGGAGUUGGCCCCACACCCAUCUGGGUUACGUACAGCAGCCCGUUCUAAGCUCCGUCGGCAAGAGGGCAUCUCCCGCUUCUACAUUAUUCAGGUUGUUUUCCGUAAUGCCCUAGAAAUUGGGUUCCUGGUAGGCCAAUACUUCCUUUAUGGCUUCAGUGUCCCUGGACUGUAUGAGUGUGACCGCUAUCCCUGUAUCAAGGAGGUAGAAUGCUAUGUUUCCCGGCCCACAGAGAAGACAGUCUUCCUCGUGUUCAUGUUCGCUGUGAGUGGCAUUUGUGUUGUCCUCAAUCUGGCUGAACUCAAUCACCUGGGCUGGCGCAAGAUUAAGCUGGCUGUGCGUGGUGCACAAGCCAAGAGGAAGUCAGUCUAUGAGAUCCGCAACAAGGACCUGCCUCGGGUCAGUGUACCGAAUUUUGGCAGGACUCAGUCAAGUGACUCUGCCUAUGUGUGAAGGGAUAGAUUGGAGAGGGGAGACUUGGGGAGAUGGCAAGUGUCUUCACUCUCUCCAUCCAAAUAUGGGAUAGGGCUGGUUUCAGAAAAACUUUUAGACAAUGGCAUCAAGAAGGAGAAAAGAAAAAGAAGCCCAAUUCAGUAGAACAUGGCUAAAUGUCACUCCAUUGACUCUACAGAGUCAACUGGGUAGAGAAAAGGCUUCUUGUGGAAAUGGGACCUCUUUACUCCACAGGUUGGUCUAGCCUGACUAGUAAUGGACAUAAAAGGUUACUAGUUAGGAUCACAUUGAGCUUUGGCUGGGCCCAGGACCUUGGCAAAUGGUGGGAGUCAAAUGCUUCCUUGGUUUAAAAAUUAUGAUCGCCUCCUCAUUUUAUCCCCUCUUCCUGGAAAACAGGACAGGCAUCUCUGAAGUGCUCCUCUUCUUCUCCACCAGCAAGCCCCUCCCCAACACCCUGGGACAGCUUGCCAGCUUUUUCUAAGUCUGACCUUACAGUAUACCUACUAUGGCUUUCUUGCCAGUCAACCAGAGAGAAUUGUUUGGGGUACACUGUUGGGACUGGCCAUUGAAGAGAUUUGCAUUUGAGCCCAGACUAAAUGGUCCCUACUUAUGAUGAAAACCUGUAGAAUGUCUCAGAUUUCCAAUUUUCUAACUCAAACUGCACUGGUGCUGUUUAUUAGGGGUGAGGGGGUGGGUGGGGAGGGUAUUGUAAUAUGCAAAUACAAAAAUACUUAUUGAAGGGUUGUUGCACUGUUUGGAAAUGAAUCAUGAGCUCCAGGGCAUCUCUGAUUCCUAGCUCAUGAGUUUUUGAGAAUGUCCUUUCUUUUUUUUUUUCAUUUUGGAAGUCUAUCAGAGCCACAGAGUUUGUAACUUGGUGUAUCUCACAUGCUGUUUUCUAAUGUAGUUCUCUUGCACUGUACUACAGCGCUUGAUUUUGCCAUGUUUUGGAUUUGCCUGUGUGCUCACACCAGAGACCUUAAUCAUCCCAUGUGAAUUCUGGAUUCAUUAACUUUGUCAAUUCUUCGAACCACACACACACAUAUACACACACAUGCACACACACAUAUACAUACACAUACACACACACCCUAGUACUGGCCUAAGUAACCUGGAACUAAAUACUAUCCAGCUAACUUAUGUGUUUACUAAUACUUAUUUGAGACAUAUACCAAAGGCUCAAAAGUCAUUGCUUUGGACUGUGAAUAAAUGUUACCUUCUCUCUGCUCUUAUUAAUUUAAGUGCCAUAUAAUACUUUGAAUAUUUCACUAUGUAUUUAAUCAAAGAGUUGGCCAGGGGUACCAUUUGGAGUAAUAUGUUUUUAUGAAACCCUUUGUUUCCUUUACAAUAAUGACCCUUGAUUUAGAUAUGACAAUGGUGUAACAUACAACAGUAAUCCAUCUCAAAUAAAGGACUUGCCUUUUUUUUUGUAAAA
Messenger RNA from Monodelphis domestica (gray short-tailed opossum), 3230 nucleotides. RefSeq names its product gap junction protein delta 2 (gene GJD2). Gene Ontology annotation, molecular function: gap junction channel activity. Gene Ontology annotation, biological process: cell-cell signaling. NCBI's taxonomy places the organism in Eukaryota, Metazoa, Chordata, Mammalia, Didelphimorphia, Didelphidae. Gene Ontology annotation, cellular component: connexin complex. The record is from RefSeq and is a predicted model, not a curated record.